Marmota monax (woodchuck) is the source of this 7562-nucleotide messenger RNA. RefSeq names its product docking protein 6 (gene Dok6). The coding region runs from base 110 to 1105 and encodes 331 amino acids. Lineage: Eukaryota; Metazoa; Chordata; Mammalia; Rodentia; Sciuridae. The transcript is spliced from 8 exons. The record is from RefSeq and is a predicted model, not a curated record. Gene Ontology annotation, biological process: positive regulation of MAPK cascade; cell surface receptor protein tyrosine kinase signaling pathway. Gene Ontology annotation, cellular component: cytoplasm.
GGCUGGCGGCGGCUGGCUGGAUGCGAGACCUGCGCGGACCCGGCGGCGGACGGCGGCUCUCGACUCCGGGAAGCGGCUCGCGCGGCAGACAAGCCCGAACGCGCUGGCCAUGGCCUCCAACUUUAACGACAUCGUCAAGCAGGGCUACGUGAAAAUCCGCAGCAGGAAGCUGGGGAUUUUCAGACGAUGCUGGCUGGUUUUCAAGAAGGCUUCCAGCAAAGGACCCAGAAGGUUAGAAAAAUUUCCAGAUGAAAAGGCAGCUUAUUUCAGAAACUUUCAUAAGGUAACUGAACUACACAACAUCAAAAAUAUAACCAGACUGCCUCGAGAGACAAAGAAGCAUGCAGUGGCAAUUAUCUUUCAUGACGAAACGUCAAAGACAUUUGCCUGUGAGUCAGAGCUGGAGGCGGAGGAGUGGUGCAAACACCUGUGCAUGGAGUGCCUGGGGACCCGGCUCAACGACAUCAGCCUCGGGGAGCCAGACCUGCUGGCGGCUGGGGUGCAGCGCGAGCAGAAUGAGCGAUUCAAUGUUUAUCUCAUGCCUACACCAAAUCUGGAUAUUUAUGGAGAAUGCACAAUGCAGAUCACCCAUGAGAAUAUCUAUCUCUGGGACAUCCACAACGCCAAGGUCAAACUGGUGAUGUGGCCUCUCAGCUCACUGAGGAGAUAUGGUCGGGACUCCACGUGGUUCACCUUUGAGUCGGGAAGAAUGUGUGACACAGGAGAAGGACUAUUCACUUUUCAAACAAGGGAAGGAGAAAUGAUCUAUCAGAAGGUCCAUUCUGCGACACUGGCCAUAGCUGAGCAACACGAAAGAUUAAUGCUAGAAAUGGAGCAGAAAGCCCGGCUUCAGACAAGCUUGACGGAACCAAUGACGUUAUCCAAAUCCAUCUCUCUUCCUCGUAGCGCAUACUGGCAUCACAUCACGCGUCAGAACAGCGUUGGAGAAAUCUACAGUUUGCAAGGUCAUGGCUUCGGUGCCUCCAAGAUGUCGCGUGCCCAGACGUUUCCCAGCUAUGCCCCUGAACAGAGCGAGGAGACCCAGCAGCCCUUGUCGCGGUCCAGCAGCUAUGGCUUCAGCUACAGCGCCAGCCUCAUCCAAUGACACCCAGCGGCCACGGUGACAGUCUGCCCUGGACCUGCCUGAGGGUCACUGCGCCCUCCGCCUCCUGGAAGACCACCUGCAGCACCAAUUGACGCGGGCCAGGUCUCGCCCAAUCCCACAGGAAGGUUAAAAACUGGAGUUCGCUUCCUUGAUUCAGCGGUUAAGUCCUUUAUUUAUUGAAUUUCUAUGGGGGAAUCUGUGUUUUACAAAAAUAGAAUCCAAAUCGUAUGAACAGUCAUUUAAGCAAAAUUCUUUGGGUCUGACAGUAGCAGAAGCCUGUUCACUGGGGGACAUCACCCGCACUGGGCUGUGCCUGGGAACGGGCCCUUCCAGUGCCUGAUUCAAUCCUCCUGUCUGAGCACAGGGUCUGUCCUUGGACAUAGCCAUGACCCACUCCGAGCUCUGUGACAGGGACAAAUCCAGUGAGCUCCACAAAUGGCAUCUUAACUCUAAGUUAACACAUAACUAAGACCAAUGACAAUUAAGGGAAGGUGAAAUUAGAGCACUCUCUCUUGAGCAGGGCCCUGUAGCUCGUGUGUGUGUGUGUGUGUGUGUGUGUGUGUGUGUGUGGUGUGUAGACAAAUAUAGAUAUGGAUAUCACUAUAUCCAUCUAUCUACUACAAGUAUAUAUCCAACAUGCUGAGGGUGACAGGAUAUGCUCACUUAAAUUGUUGAAAACUACAAUUCGUUGCAUUAAAACUCAGAUUGUUAUAUUGAAUAGCUAUUUCUAAAAUAGUGCUAUUUAAACACAGCUUCUCCUUAGCCACAGUCUUUAAGUAGUCCAGUCUUCUCCUGUGAGACAGGCAGGUAUAAAUGUGGAAGGGAACUGUUUUGGAAGCAGGAGAACCAGCCCAGCUGCCCCACCCCUCGCGGCGUCUCGCCGUCUGGUCCAUGUGGCCUUGCUGUUCUCGAUGUUUCUCCCCUCUGCUGUCCACCUGAGCCAUGCAAGGAAGAGUCGGUGUGAUCACUGACCAGCUUCCAUUUACCCUCAGAGGACCAAGGAGUCUCCACGUGAGAAACUGUUCGAGAAAGAAACAAAAACACUUAAAAAGAACUCAGCUGUUUUGUGGUCAAGAGUACAACAGGUCCUGGAUUGCAGAUACUGAGAUCUAAAAUUUUGUAGAUGACGAUCCACAGCCACUGGGGGCUUGUAACUUAUUGUGUGACCAGCACUGACUGGGCUUUGUUUUUUUCUUGGGCUGGACAAGGUUUGUCUGGGAUUAUAAGAGAAAGUGGAUCACAUAUAAAUGUUUAAGCCCUGCAUUAAACAGACAUGUAAGGUUUAAAGGAAAGUGGCGAUUUUUGUGUGAACUGAGGAAGUUUGGCUAAUUCAGAUCGACACUGGUAUAUCUGUCCUGAGUCUUAAAGUAAAAAGAGCAAUUAUUCUGCCCGAGUCAUCUGACGCCAUGUUUCUAAGAUGGUUAUCUCUCAAUGACUCCAGGGUGGGUUUAAAAAACUGGCAAGUCCCAUUAGGCAAGAUGAAAACUUGAUUAUUUUUCUUAAUAGUAAAAUAUGUUAAACUAUCGAGGUUUAUCAAUAUAGAAAGGGUACAUUUUUGCUAAUCUCUGCUAGAAUCUUUUUUAUCCCUAAACAUAGCUUAAGAGCUGAUUGGCAAUUCAUUUCGAUGAAUCACUACUGAGUAAAAAUGGUCUUCAUUCCUCCUUGAUAAAUGUGCACUUAAGCAACUACCUAGCUUCUGAAUCAGUCACUAGGUAUGAAAACCCCAUCAAGAUGCUAAUCAUAAGAGUUAAUGUGGCUGCAAAAAAUAAUUGCAUUACGCUUUCAGGGAGAGAACAAUAUUACCCAAACACCCCGCACUGCAAAUUUUGCUGAUACAGCAGAGGAGCAGAUGACCUGUUUCUUUCAAGGAUACAGCCUUCCUGAAAUUCCAGCCUUCGGGGUUAACAUUUCUGAAUUUCUUUAGCACAUGGCAUUUGCCUUAGAAAUGCCGGUUGGUCAAAUCCACCAGAGCAGCUCCCAGCUGAGACCACUUCAGCACAGUUCCUAGUGCGGCCAACACACAGGGGCUCUGGCCGGCUCACUCAGUCGAGCUGUUGCUCAGACAACCACAAGUUUCUACAAGGGACUUAUGGGGAAAGGCCCUCAGGGGUCGUCGUUCAUGUCUCAGCUUUAUUAAUGUGCCAGAAGCACAGACAGCGAGUCCAGGGGGAUUCUGCUAAUUACACGAGCCUGCUCUUGUGUCUCUUUGGUGGGAGACAAACAUCGGCAUGAAGUUCCUUCAGGAACACAGUUUGGUUCUGAUCGUUGCCAGUAAGUGUUAAGUAAAAGGCACCAAGGAUCAGGCGCAACCUUGGGCCAUUUUUUUCUGAAAAUAAUGUCACCAAAAGAGUAUGUGAAAGAGAAAUUGGCUUCCCAAAUCUUUAGCACAAUCUCAUCACAAUGAGAAUAAUGCUAUAAAAUUCCUCACAAUACCUUUUUAGAGCUUUAUUCUAACAUCCUCCUCAAAGUAUAUUUACAAUUACAGUGAAGUCAAAAUGGCUAUGGAGAGAGAGAAUUUACAGUAACCGAAUACACUUGAUGUAAGGCACUGUCGUUGAAAUAAAAAUGACAAGCCGAUAAAUCAUCUACAAAACCAAAGAUGGCAAGAUGCUUGUACUGGUCUCUUGGACUUUCAUAGAAUCAGUUCCACUGGAGUGACAGAAUGCCCGUGGACUUGUGCUCAAUUCCACUGAGCUCAUACAUUUGUGAUUGAAGAUGCCACUGAACUUUUCAAGGUCUUUCUUUAUAUAUGUAUAUCUUUAAUAUACAUGCGGCUUUUUGUUACAAGAGAGGGAUUGCUAUGAACCAAAGACAUCUUUGGGCUCCUUCUGAAAGUGACUCAGUUGGGGUUUCUCCCAGAUCUGUACAGAUGAGUGAAGCUGGCGCCAUUUUUACACCUGGUUGGAAAAGACCAAUGAUGAAGGAAUUCAGGGUACAUAGUGAAGUCUCUUCUAAUGGCAGAGAAAGACUAGAAGCAUACCUGCACAGUUCACAGAAGGAUUAGAUGAGGGGAUUUGUUUUUAUGUUCCUAGUUUUUUUUUUUCCUUCUGAUUAUAAAGUACACAUGGCCAACACAUGACAUUCUAUUUAAAAUGCAGACUAGAACAAAAUGACCUUGACCCAAUGGCUCAUUAUUCUGGGGAAAGGGGAGAAUAAAACAGAUCUCUCACUUACUUAUUGAACAAACGAUAGGCACUCAGAGCUAAUUUAUUUAUGCAGGUUGGAAAUAUUUAUGAAUCAAUGUUUUGACCACUGCUACAAUUUGAAUUUGACAAAAUACGAAAUAUAUAUUUACUAUAUAUUAGGGAAGAUGCUGUUUGAUAGAGCAUGUAAAAUAAAGUGAAAUCUAUUUAUUAAAACUAAGCCACACCUCUUUCACCAAACAGUAUCUAAAGUACUAGUCCUGGUAUCUUGUAUAAUUCUUCUGUGUCUUCAUCAGGCAAUUAUGUUUGAAAAUCAUUUAUCACCAAUAAAAUGGCCAGUCACUUAUAUCUUCUGUCCAACAUAGACACAAUGGACUGAUAAACAACUUAACACUGUUAGUAGUGCUUUCUACUGAUCCAGUUUAUCGCAUGUGGUAUCUUUAUAGUAGAUAUUAAAAAUCUUUCAUAAAGGUUGACGUCUAGCCCCAGUCUUUGGUCAAUACCUCAGAAAACUUUGUAAAAAAGCAUGAGUACCUUACUCCCUUGAUUAUUGGAACCUUUACAAAAGCCAGCCUUUAUUGCUAUAGUGAAAACAAGCUACAGUGAUUAUAUUCUUAUAACAAAGUAUAGUCCAGAUUUGACCAUCAUAACAGCACAAUCAGCAGGCAAUAUUCAAUGGGGGUGAGCUUUAGGCCUUGUAAUGCUUCAUGUUUCACACAAAAGAAUUACAUUAAAAACUGUCCAAAGUGAAGAUUAUGCAUUUUCCCCAAUUCUACUAACAUGUCUAUCAGUAUCUUGGAAUUUCUAAUUACUUUAUCAAUCAUUAAUUAAAUAAGUUCUGGAACACCACCUUCUCAAAAAUAAGUAAAAAUUUGCCUCUGGGUAUGCAUUAGUAGUUAUGACAAUGGGUGAUAUGCCACACAAGUGAAUUUUUAGCCUAUGAAAUUUAUAAAGAAUGUAUCUGCAGGCUAUGAAACUUCCUGUGGAAGGAAUAGUGAGGGUGGUCACUAUUCAGGAGGACAAUUUUGGUAAAACAAAACAAUUUUGGUAAGACAAAACAAUAAAGAAUCCAUUGAAAUGUCCAGAGUAACACUUGGACCCUACUUUCCUAGCAUUCUGACCUAGCUUCAUGUCAUGGUGUGGCCUUCUUUUCUAGUGUCAUCUGCUGCUAAGUGGGCUGCUUAAAGAGACAUGGCUGCUGCAUUACACCUUGACCACAGGGAGGUGGUCAAGCAGUUUGUCAACCAAUAUGCCUCUUUCCAUUUGUGAAAAAAAAAUUAACACAAAAGAAUGGGUCCCCAUGGAAAAACUUCUCCAUGGACAACCUCAUUGGGUAGUUUGUGAAGAUACAUUAUCAGUGAGCCUGGUGAGAGUCUAAACAUGUGGGAAGACAUCAGCAACCUCAUGGGCGCAAUCUUCAUAAACAUACUCAAGAUUACCCACCUUUAAAUCUGUGGAACUGGGCAAAUCCUACUUUAUCAAUUAAGACUAUGAACCUUGUACCAUUUGUACAAUCAUUCUGAAAGAAGAAGUUUUACAUAGUGUAUAGACACUCGUGGAAGUAUCAUGAGAUACUGGACACAUUUUUGAAACAGGUGGAAUGUUAGCCAGCUCUUAAGGCCAUCUUAAAGGUCAUGUAGCAUAAAGGUCUCAUUUUAUGUUUCCCUCAAGAGAGAGUUGAAACCCAUAAUUUGUUCAAUGGCAAAAAAUUAAACAACCUAGUUUCAAGCUCCAGGUCCAGGAAGGUUUCCUCGGCCCCAGCUUGUCUCCCAUUUAGACAUAGUGGGAGCUGAGAAAUGCCACGUGGUCUCAUAAUAACUAAGCCUUGUCCUUUUAACUCUUUGAGUUGUUCUUGUUCUUUUUGAACAUACUACCAGCUAUAUCCCUAAAGAGAAUUUCUGGAACAUUACGUUAAGCUUGUAGGUUGUUAAUGACUGGCAUAAGCUUUAUUACUUUCAAAUUGUUAUCCAGUUAUUUAUUUAAAAUUCAAACUUAUUUUUUGCAGAUCAAUAUAUGAUAUUUUGGUGCAUACUAAUUAUACAAAAUUAUGGGUUUCACUGUGGCAUAUUAGUAAAUAUAUAAAAAUAUAAUUUGAUCAGCUUCACUCCUCAAUACCUCCUACACCCUUUUGUGACCUCCUUUCUUGUCUCUCUUCUGCUUUAUCCUAUAGUAAAUAGUUUAACUAAAAAAAAUAAAUAAAUAGGAGUGUGUAUUUCUCAGUCCUACGAAUUCUUCAUAUUUUAAUUAUGAUUAUUAUUUGCCAUAUUUAUCCCUCCACAGCACUUUAGGAUGUCAGUAUUUAUGACAUUUAUCGUAAUUUUGUUAGACAAUUGAUGAAUCAGGGUUACAUUUUUUCAUGAGAACUUCAAAAUCUUCCAUUCUCAAAAGAAGUUUGAAAGAUGAAUUUUUUUUACAAAUACCUUACACACAAAAAAUUACCUUACACAUCAAAUUUUCCUUAUAAACUUCAAUAAGCAGUUAUUUAAAUUAACUGAAGUUUGUAUAAAUAAGAACUAUGUUAAAAUUAGUUUACUUACUAAAUAACAUGAAAACAUUUAAUUUGUAAUUUUCAGACAUUUUCCCCUGAUUUAAGGUUUUAAUAUCCUGUAAAUACUUGAUGGAGAGGAAAAAAUUCAUUUAUUAUAGAAAUAUUCCUUCUAAUAAUUCCAUUUACAUACUAAAGAUUUCUUUUAAUGUAUCUUCUAUGUUUAUUUCCCAAGUCUGUAUUCCACAGGAGAAUAACUGGAUAUAAGCUUUUUAAUAAUUAUUUGGGGCCCAAUUUUAGUAGCUAAUACAAUUAACUUCCUUUCUGUUUCCCACCUAUGGUAUGAUGAGGGACUGAGCAUGAAACCCACCCUUUCUGUAGAUGCAGAACCUUGCACCCAGCAGAGCAGGGCGGCUUGCGGCAUUCUGCAGGGUGCCAUCCUUGGAACUUAAUCCUAAUUCCCCCCAGAGACCCACGGUCUCAAAAGCAUUGCUUCUUACCACACAGCUGAAGUUUAAAAACCUGAAUUCAGGCAAAGAAGAAGAUUGAGAUAUGACUUAAUCUUUCAAAGUCCCUGUAGAAUUUCUCUCUAAGAAAACACCUUGAGAGGGUUUCUAUGGUGGUUCCCAACCAUUGACUCUUCGACAGAGGUGCUGAAAAGGGAGUAAAAGGAAGAACUAAAAGAUAGGAGUGCCCUUGAGAGUAAAUACGAAUCAGAAACAGAUAAUACAGGGCAAUAUGAAAUAGUAAUUCAGGGAUUCAAAUUCAGAUUCACAAAUCUAUUGCGUAGUUCAAGAAACAAUGCUUAACACUUGCCAAAAGUGUGUGU